This is a messenger RNA of Limulus polyphemus (Atlantic horseshoe crab), 858 nucleotides long. Its product is annotated as degenerin-like protein asic-1. Gene Ontology annotation, biological process: sodium ion transmembrane transport. Lineage: Eukaryota; Metazoa; Arthropoda; Merostomata; Xiphosura; Limulidae. The record is from RefSeq and is a predicted model, not a curated record. The annotation marks the transcript as partial. Gene Ontology annotation, cellular component: membrane. The transcript has 3 exons. Gene Ontology annotation, molecular function: ligand-gated sodium channel activity.
AUGGAAGAAAUUUCUUGUAUAUGGAACGAUUUUGAAAAUCAGUGCCAGUGUUCAGAAGAUCUCUGUGAUUCCGUGAAAUGCGAGCGAGAUAUCGACUUGAACCAAUGUUACUGUGACUGGAGCGUGUGUAUAGAACAAACAAAUUCGAGUUACGAUUGCAAAUUCGAAGGGGAUGACUGUAUUUGCAGCGACGGUAAUAAUCCCUAUGAUCCAACACAAGAAGAGGGUGAAAUUGAAGGAGGGAGUGAUUACAUGCUGCAACAUGAUGAAUUUCAAUAUGAUGAUGUAAUAGUUUUGAACUAUGACCACGACAUCGAGCUAAAUGCUAGCAAAGUGUUAGACAUGAUUAACAAGUCAAAAACGUAUGACCUCUCUGACUGGAGUAUGAUUCUCACACCUGAUAUGGAACAAAUACGGCAGUACGGAUAUUCAUUUCGUGAUUUGUUUAUUUCUUGUAGUUUCAACGGACGUGAUUGCUUGACAAAAAAGAAUUUCUAUGAAUUCAUUGAUCCUGAAUUUGGUAAAUGUUUUUCCUUCAAUCAUGAUAAAAGUUCCAACGGAGGAAAAGUAAAAACAGCUUUUUUUGGAAGUGGCUCAGGGUUACGCCUCGUCUUGAAAGGAAACUACUCAGAAUACAUCAACUUAUACAGUCGACAGCUUGGAAUACGGGUGGCAUUUCACGAGCCAGACAUUACUCCUGUAAUGUCACACACUGGCUUCAACAUAAAGUAUAAUGACCAAACUGACAUCGCUUUGAAACUGAUUGACAUCCAUAGGAUUCAGGAGCCAUGGGGAAAAUGUAGAAUCGACUAUUCCGACAUGGAAUUUCAAUUGAGUCAGCAACGGUACACGCAACAA